Messenger RNA from Podarcis muralis (Common wall lizard), 3063 nucleotides. RefSeq names its product forkhead box D1 (gene FOXD1). Gene Ontology annotation, biological process: cell differentiation; anatomical structure morphogenesis; regulation of transcription by RNA polymerase II. Lineage: Eukaryota; Metazoa; Chordata; Lepidosauria; Squamata; Lacertidae. The record is from RefSeq and is a predicted model, not a curated record. Gene Ontology annotation, molecular function: DNA-binding transcription factor activity, RNA polymerase II-specific; RNA polymerase II cis-regulatory region sequence-specific DNA binding.
GUCGCUCUCCCUUUCCCACCCUGGACCCAUUCAUGUCUGAGGGAGGCGGCGGCGGCGGCGGCGGCGGCAGCAGCAGCAAGCGAGCGCCUUCUCCUCAGGAGGACGACGAGGAAGAGGGCAGCGCCGAGGAGGUGCCCAGCUGGAGAGGCUGGUCGCCGCCGGCCUCGCUCGCGCCGCUGUCUUCUCCGGCCGUGGCGUGAAGGCGGGCGGCCGGGCGGGCCGGCGGGGGGCGAAGCGUGUGAGCCCAGCCGGGGCGCCCUCCCCUCGCCCUCGCCGCCCCGCCAGCCUUGUGCCAGGCAGCCCCCUCCUCCCAUGCCCGGCUGCGCCCCGCGAUGACUCUGAGCGCGGAGAUGUCCGAGGCCGCGUCUGCCUUGGCUGAGGAGACAGACAUCGACGUGGUGGGCGAGGGGGACGACGACGACGACGAGGGAGACGACGAGGACGACGAGGACGACGACGACGAGCCCCUCCGCCGCCGGCCUUACGAGGAGGACGAGGACGAGGAGGCCGCCUCGCUGCCUGAGGCGCCCGGGGCGCGCGGGCCAGGAGGAGAGUCCCCCGGCUCCGGCUCGCCUUCCUCCUCGUCGUCGUCUUCCUCCUCCUCUUCUUCUUCUUCUUCCCCUCAGGGCUCUUUCCGAGGCGCCUCAGGGGGCGCCGGCGUCCCGGCGGGCGCCAAGAACAGCCUGGUGAAGCCGCCUUACUCGUACAUCGCCCUCAUCACCAUGGCCAUCCUGCAGAGCGCCAAGAAGCGCCUGACGCUGAGCGAGAUCUGCGAGUUCAUCAGCGCCCGCUUCCCCUACUACCGCGAGAAGUUCCCCGCGUGGCAGAACUCCAUCCGACACAACCUGUCGCUCAACGACUGCUUCGUCAAGAUCCCGCGCGAGCCGGGCAACCCGGGCAAGGGCAACUACUGGACGCUCGACCCGGAGUCGGCCGACAUGUUCGACAACGGCUCCUUCCUGCGCCGCAGGAAGCGCUUCAAGAGGCAGCCGCUGCUGCAGCCGCCCGACCUGCUCCUCAGGGGGCUCGAGCCCGCCGCCGCCGCCGCCUUCCUCCAAGCGGCGCAGCAGCACCCCAACCAGGCGCCUCCUCCGCCGCCGCCGCGGCAGCAGCAGCACCCGCCGCCCGCGCCUCCGCCUGCCCCCUUCGCUUACGGGCCCUAUAGCUGCGCCUACGGCCUGCAGCUGCCGCCUUACCCGCCUCCCUCGGCUCUCUUCGCCUUCCAGCCCCAGGCGCGGCCGCCGCCUCCUCCUCCGGCCGCCGGGCCCGUCCUGCCGGCUGCGCCGCCCGCGCUGCUGCCUCCCGCCGCUGCCGCCUCUCCUGCGGCCGACCUGGCCAGGACUACCAGCUUCGGCUACCCGGCGCAGCUCAGCCCGUCUCUCGCGGCCUCCUUGCAGGCGGCGGCCGCCAAGAGCAGCUCGGCGCUGGCCAGGUCGCCUUUCUCCAUCGAGAGCAUCAUCGGCGGCGCCGGCGGCGGCGGGGGCUUGAGUCCCCUGGCCGCCAGCAGCUGCGCCUCGCAGGCGGCCGUCCUGCCCGUCCUGGCCAGGUCCCUGAUGGCCUCGUCGCCUGCGCUCGCCUCGCCGCCGCCGCCUCCGUCCUCUUCCGUCGCCGCCUCGCUGGGGACUCUGCACCAAGGGGCAGCCUUGGCCAACGUCGAGAACUUUACUGCUAGGAUUUCCAAUUGUUAAAAACAAAACACACAAAAAACUGUCUAGCUGAAGGUAGGACCCAGUGGGGCUGUUUUUGCUCUUUUUUUCCCGUCUAAAGAAGGCAAAGAAACUUUUUGUUUCUAUUUUUUAUUUAGGCCACAUUUUGUUUGUUUGUUUGUUUUGUCUUUCGGCCCACCUGGCUCGGUCCACUUCAGUACCUCCUAUUUAUGCAAAGCCAUUUCGAUAUGCUGCAUAGGCAGAAAGAUUAAAUGUCAAAGAAGUGGCCCUUAAUUCUUUCCUUUAACAAACACGCGCGUUCUAAAUAAAUCAUUCCAAGGCAGAGAUUACCGGGUCCAAGGAUUAAAUUAAAUUACAGCUAAACUACAACAAUUCCCCCCCCCAAAAAAAUAACGAUGAAUAGGAGUAAGGGGGGACGACAAAAAGAAGCUUUACCCAUCUUCUUUCAUUGUAGUUCACUUGUCUUAUGUACUUUUAUAUAUGAAAAAAAAAUUAACAUGUUUACACAGAAGAAAGUCGAGAUUAUCAAUUCUUAUUUUAACCUGUGUUUGUUUUUGUAUCAUAAUAGGCUUGUGGAGUUUUUCUUUUCUUUUAUACUUUGUGCAUAUUCUUUACCAGGAAUAUUGUUAAAAUUACUGCCGAGUAUUAUUGUACCAUUCUAAUUGUAAAACAAAAACAACAAAAAACCACUUUUUUAAACACAUUUUUGAAAAUAAAGCAAUAAAUUUUCAACAAAAUUAAUUCCACAAUUGGCUUUAGACCUUCACCUAUUUAGUGCUUUGCCCUAUGAACUUCUAACCUAUAAUUAUGAUCCUGGGAAUACGAUUUAUUUUUUUAAAAAAUAAUCCAGAGUAGAUUAAUAAUCUGUGCUUGAAAAGAAAGAGUGCAAAAUGUCUUUCCACCAAAUAAUUAACUCAGAAGAAUCCUCCACAAUCUAGCAAUGUUGGAGGGCGCCCCCUUUUACUUAAACCCCCCCACCCCUUCAUUUAAUGUUGGACCCCAUGUUGCUCAAUGGGACUGGUACCCUAAACAUGCGGGUUUAGUAGGAAGAAAGUUUUCCUUUGCUUUCAGUUGGGCUUCUAAAUAGGUACUCAGGAUCGCGGCCAUCUUGAAAAUUCUCUCUGGGGAAGUUCAGCUGGAAUGAAAGGGACUUGCUUUCUAGUCAGACAUGACGCCAACCAGCUUAAAUUCUGGACCGCAUUAAACUUCACUCACUCACGAUUUUCAAGCCUUCACAAAUAAAUUUUAAAAAUACGUGGGUAUACCCGAGCAAUGACUAACCAAAGAAAACAAAGUAACUGUUUUGGUGAUGGAUAAUUUCGGCCUUCUGCAGGCUAUAAUCUUCUAUAAAUACACCUUUUUUGUAUUUGAAUCAAAUAAAUGUAGAUUCUUUUAA